AUGCGGCUCCAUGCUCCAAAGCACAUCAACACUUCGGGCAAACCCGCCAAAACCCCUGGCGGGGGUAAGGGUUUUGGGAGGGUCGCAGGGAAAGGUGUUGCGGAACAGCGCAGGAGCAGUGAAAGGCAGCAGUGGUGGUCUGGCAAGCUAUGCGGAUGCGUGUUCCUGGAGUUCCUACUAGGACCCCGGACACCCUGUGACGUGACGGUCAGAUCACUCCAUCAGAUGGCCCAUCAAUCAGGAAGAGAACACAAUUAUGCAGAACUGUGCAGAAGGAAGAACAGGAAAAGCAGGAAGAAAGAAGGAGAAAAGCAGGAACGCGGAAGGUGGAACGGUUCCCAGAACGGGAAAGAAGGGGGGCCUUUAGGCCCAGGAAUUGAGGGAGUUUUGGUACCUAAGCUAUAUGAAUUCUGGGUGACUUAA
Coprinopsis cinerea okayama7#130 is the source of this 423-nucleotide messenger RNA. RefSeq lists its product as hypothetical. Bases 1 to 423 code for a protein of 140 amino acids. The record is from RefSeq and is a predicted model, not a curated record. Lineage: Eukaryota; Fungi; Basidiomycota; Agaricomycetes; Agaricales; Psathyrellaceae. The transcript is spliced from 2 exons.